GGUAAAGUCACGUUAGUAUGUUGAUGACAUCAAGCUAACGUGUUUAGCUCGAUAGUCCUAUUUAAACGAAUCAAUUGUAUGAAUGAUUACAUAAACCCUUUUCUUGUGAUCUUGAAUACAAGUGAACACUCCCUCUACUCUUUCAGUUAAAACCAUAGGUUCAAACAAACAACUCAGCGGAGAGGUGUGGCCACGGCUGGAGCCAAAAUGGCAACGACAGGACGGCAGUUUCACAUUUUGCACUGAUUCAUCUAACUUUGAACGUUAGCUAACUAGCUAGCUCAACAAGGAACUGAGUUAGCUAACGUAAACGAGAAGGAAACUCGGGGACAGUUAAUUAUGGCUGAACUUGAUCAGCACGAAGGAGAGCAGGACAUUGAGAAGAAAAUUGAGGAAACGCGACAGAGAUUCAAGAAUGAGUUUCUCCAAGAUUCAACAGAUAAAUAUGACACCAGGGAUGUGGAAAGGCUUCAAAAAGAUGAUGCUCUGGUGGAAGGUUACCUGACAUGGAGACUUUAUGUUGUUGACGAUGCCUUGAAAAUGAUUGAUGAAAGUCUUCAGUGGAGAAAAGAAUAUGGGUUGAAUGAUCUCACUGAGAGCACUAUUCCCAAAUGGAUGUUCGAGACUGGUGCUGUCUACCUCCACGGCUAUGACAAAGAGGGCAACAAGCUCUUCUGGUUCAAAGUAAAGCUACAUGUCAAGGAUGCAAAAACAAUCGUGGACAAGAAGAAGUAUGUUGCCUUCUGGCUGGAGCGGUAUGCGAAGAAAGAACCUGGGAUGCCACUCACUGUUGUGUUUGACAUGACAGAGUCUGGCCUCAGCAAUAUAGAUAUGGAGUUCGUCAAGUACAUUAUCAAUUGCUUCAAAGUAUAUUAUCCAAAGUUUUUAUCCAAAAUGAUCAUUGUGGAAAUGCCUUGGAUCAUGAAUGCUGCAUGGAAGAUUGUGAAGUCGUGGUUGGGUCCUGAGGCAAUCAGCAAGCUCAAGUUUGCGGCCAGAUCUGAGAUCCAGACAUUCAUAGGCCCGGAGUACCUGCCACCUCACAUGGGUGGAACGGACCCCUUCAAGUAUAGCUACCCACCUCUUCCUGAUGACGACUUCCAAACGCCCAUCUGUGAAAACGGACCUAUUGUUAGUGAGGAUGAGAUGGAGAGCAAAGAGGGUGAAACGGAGGGCAAAGAUGCCCUUGAGUCCAGCUUCAACUCUGAGGUUGCGGUAAAACCCAAAAAGGUGAAUUUCCUGGAAGACAGUUUGAGGACAGAGGACAAUGAUAAGGGAGACACAUGUGCCAGGACCAAAGGAGCCAGGAAGCCACUGACCACCUUCAAAGGCCCUCUGCUAGAUGUUAGGCAGACGGUCACACUGACUAAAAGCCAGAUAACAUCCUGCUACACAACAUUAAAGACACAGACUUUGAACAACAACCCCGCAGAGGAGCUCAGCUUUGGUUCUGGAGAGACAGAGAAAAAAAGCCUCAUUAUCCUGAGCAAUGUGACCAAAAAUCAAGUGGCCUUCAAGGUACGGACCACAGCACCAGAGAAGUACAGAGUGAAGCCCAGUAGCAGCUGCUGUGAACCAGGGGCCUCAGUAGAUAUAGUGGUGUCCUUACAUGGAGGUUCUCAAGCCUCUCCACAGGACCGAUUUUUGGUCAUGGCUGCCGAGAUGGACAACAUUGGAUCACAAGAAUUUGCACAGUUCUGGAAAGAAGUACCGAAAACCAAGGUCAUGGAACACAGAUUGCGUUGUAAUGUUCUGGAGAGCGUUAAACCAGCGGUGAGUCCUCUCAGGGACAGCCCUGUGGAGACAGGGACCAGUGGGCAGCAGGAAUUAAGUACAGUGCUCAUGCGAAUGAUGGCCUGCAACUCCCGGCUGGAGCAGAAGCUGAAUACGUGUCUGUGGGUGCAGAAGGUUCUUAUUGGGUUGGUGCUGGUCCUCGUGGUGCUGAACCUGCUGUGUCUCUUACGGCUGGAUACUUCCCAGCAGCCAUCCUGACCCGCCACAGCUCCCUCUGCCUGCAUCUGUCGACCACAGACACACAGACGGUUCCACCGGGGCCACAGUUGACCACCUGAGGGACGGGCGUCCCCUCCCCUCCCCCGCCUGCCUCACAGGCUGCUGUCAUGGAGGGGAGGAGGGCUGACUUUAGGGACAUGUGAGUUGUUGUGGAGUUACUAUAUGAAGAGAUUGUACUUUUCUCUUUUCAGGCACUUGAGAGUAAAUACAUCAAAGACAUUUUUAAUAAUGUGACAUCAAAUCAUUAAUGUAUUUUUUAAGGCUGAUCAUGGGAAAAUAAAUGUGUAUUUAUUGCAAAAGUCACAAUAUGUAGGAAAAAAUGUGUUAUUUUUGUGAUCAUAAUAGAAUUUUUUAUAUUGUAUAAAUCUGCAGAAUAUAAAAUAAACACUUUUUGUCAACUUA
This is a messenger RNA of Siniperca chuatsi (mandarin fish), 2412 nucleotides long. It is a transcript of the gene mospd2, whose product is annotated as motile sperm domain containing 2. Lineage: Eukaryota; Metazoa; Chordata; Actinopteri; Centrarchiformes; Sinipercidae. The coding region runs from base 340 to 1989 and encodes 549 amino acids. The record is from RefSeq and is a predicted model, not a curated record. The transcript has 16 exons.